This is a messenger RNA of Anopheles nili, 6887 nucleotides long. It is a transcript of the gene spg, whose product is annotated as dedicator of cytokinesis protein 3. Lineage: Eukaryota; Metazoa; Arthropoda; Insecta; Diptera; Culicidae. The record is from RefSeq and is a predicted model, not a curated record. Gene Ontology annotation, biological process: small GTPase-mediated signal transduction. The coding region runs from base 1 to 6213 and encodes 2070 amino acids. Gene Ontology annotation, molecular function: small GTPase binding; guanyl-nucleotide exchange factor activity. Gene Ontology annotation, cellular component: cytoplasm; plasma membrane. The transcript has 11 exons.
AUGAUUUGGUCACCGACAAGCAACAAAUACGGUGUUGCCAUUCACAAUUGGCAUGGCGACGUAAUGCAUGGACUGGCGUUAGAUGUGGGCGAUUGUGUGGAAAUACUCGAAGAAACAACCUAUUGGUUCCGUGGCACCUGUCCUCGAAAGCCCCGUAAAGUGGGCCUCUUUCCAAAGUCGUAUAUUCAUCUGAAGGAUCUGUCGAAGGUAGACCCAGUAGUGGCAGAGUGUACGUUGGUGUUGCGCGAGUGGUCCGAAAUUUGGAAACGAUUGUUUGUGGAACGCGAAGAAUAUAAAUUUACAUCUCUACGCAAGGUAAUGCUAGCGCUCCUCGAAAGUCGUCGAGAAUUGCUCAGCUCUACGCUCACGCAGGAUCAAACAUAUGAGCUGCAAAUGAAAGUGAUAUCAAAAAUUGAUUGGGGCAAUCGAAAACUCGGACUAGACCUUGUGCCACGCACAGGAGCAUUAGCUGUAGAUCCUCAAAAAAUUGGUAUUGUGUCACUGCACCAAGUACACGUGAACAGUGCAGAGAAUGCGAAGGCAGCUUCGAAUCGAGGAACUCUUAGACGAAAAGCAGGCAAAAAAAUCCAUACCCAUCAUCUUUACUUUUGCAUGCGGGACUUUGGGCAUCGGAUUGGGGACGAUGCAGAAAUUUACUUUUAUUUGUACGAUGGCAACACAAAUAGGAUGCGUGCACUCUCGGAGCGAUUUCUUGUGCGUAUUGCUCGUGAUGGCUUUUCAACGUACGUGGAAACAAGCCACAACUGCACCAUUUUCACAGAUCUAGGAACGUCCGACCUAAACCAGGAUCUGUAUUUGAUUGCGAACGUGAUGCGUGUCGGCAAGAUGUUGCACUCUGAGUCAGUGAAGAAAGGUGACAAACUGACAGCAACAACCCACGCCUAUCGUCGUCCGUACGGAGUUGGUGUGUUACCGUUGAACGAAAUUGUACAGUUCGAUUACAGCGUUGAAUCAGAGGAAAAGGAGUUCAGCUUUAAAAUUUUCCAGUGCGAAGAGAAAGACUAUCAUCAGUUGCACGAGCUCAUUAUUAAGAAGGCUAGCGGAAAAUUUCAACCGAUCAAUGCUAGCACCCAGGGCCACUACGGGCUAGUUGUGUCGAUGAAGCUGCUGCAUGGCGAGAUUGGACAGGCUAAACUGGAGCAGCCAAUUCUCUUCCAAGGGACAGCGAUCACGAAGAAAAUUGGCUUUCCAGAUGUCAUAAUGCCGGGCGAUGUACGUAAUGAUCUAUUUCUUACGCUCGAGCGUGGAGAAUUCGAACGCGUCGGCAUCAGUACUGCUAAAAACAUUGAGAUUACAGCGCUUGUGCUGGAUGAAAACGGACGUGCGGUACAGGAAUGCAUCGCGAUCGCUUCUGGCAUUCCGCUACAAGCGUUCUACAAAUCGAUGGUACUGUACCACAAUAAUUCGCCAGCAUGGAACGAAACCAUCCGGAUGUUUGUACCGAUCGAUAAAUUCAGCAAAGCUCACGUGCGCUUUGAGUUUCGCAGUUGCUCAACUCGAGACAAGUCUGAUCCGAAGUUGUUCGGAUUCAGCUUUGCUCGGCUUAUGGAACCAGGAGGUGCGACCGUCGCAGAUGGGGCACAUGAGUUGUAUGUGUACAAAUGCGAGGAUGUUCUGAAGGUGCAGCCUAACGUUUAUUUGCGGCUUCCUUGUUCUGCCGGAGACCGGCAGGCGCAAGGUGAUUCUCCAUCGCCCUAUCAUCGCAGCUCGAAAGAAGCUUUCUACGUACGUACCGUCCUGUGCUCGACGAAGCUCACGCAAAAUGGUGACCUGUUGUCGUUGCUUCAGUGGCGCAACCGACCGGAAGGUAUACAGGAUUCGUUGCAGCGCGUGUUACGGCUGCACAAUGAAGAAUUGAUUAAGUUCCUGCAGGACGUUCUGGAUGCUCUGUUUGCGUUGUUUUCCACCGACGAUGGUAACAGUACUCCACAUUCUGGACUUGUGUUUCAUGUGCUAGUCAACAUAUUCAGCCUAAUGCAAAGCAGCAAAUUUCAACACUUUAAACCUGUAAUGGAUGCCUAUAUUCGGGACCAUUUUGCAGCUCCUUUGGUUUAUCAAGGAUUACUUUCGUCAGUGCAGCAUUUGGCUGACUGGCUGACAACCACCGACAAUCUGGAACCAAUCGUACAAUGUUUCAGUUCACUGGAGUUUAUCUUCAAGUUGAUAAUACAAUCACGCAAACUUUUUGCGCACGCAUCAGGAGGUCAGUAUGAGGACAAAUUCAAGAACGAUCUGUUUUCGGUAUUCACCUCCCUAAACGGAAUGCUUUCUGUGCCGAGCUCAACGCAAAUUUUGGCUACGCAGGAAGCGCUGCUCAGUAACGCUGGAGUGGUAUUUGAACAACUACGUACAAUCAUUUCUCGACCGGAGCUGGAAACACUCGUAAAGUCUAUGUUGGAUGCGAUUCCUAAGGACGCUCAACCGCCACUGAUACAGGCGAAGCUGAAAUCGAUUAAGGAUAUGGUGUCCGGACAACUGUUCGAAGACGAUGAGCUACGUUCUGUCAUAUUGAAUAUUGCAUGCAAGCAUCUUCGCAUUCACCUAGCUCGACGUGAUGAGUUGCGGCUCUGUUCAGAAAUACUCGCGGAAGUACUGAUCAAGUUGUAUGAAGCAAAAGCAAAGAUGGGCGAAAAACCUUCCAACACUAUCCACCACGAUCUGGACACGUUAUUUGCGAACAUCUUUCCGAUACUGCUUCAGACGAUCAAUGUACUGAGCAAUGGUGGAAACGAAAAUCUCGUAUGUUCGUUGUUCGCAGUAAAGUUGGGUCUCCUGCAGUUAUUGGACGAGUCUCAUUAUCAGCGCAUGUGGGACCGCCAGCAAAGCGGCUGUAGCCCAACUGGUAGUGGUCCUGUGGUUAGCGGAAAAGAGCUACGAGAUUUCAUUCAGCAAUGUCUGGCCAUCUUUAAGGAUAUACUCGAGCAGGAUUGGAUGAUAUUUUCCAAAGAUUGGCUAGUAAUGAAGAUGGCAGCCAAUGAUGUGUUACGGCGAACACUAGAAGAGUUAGCGAAGCCACUCGUUUACCGGUUUCUUGGACAGCAGUCAUUUGAUUCGCACCUCUGGCGGUCGUAUUUUAGUGUCGCUGUGAUUUUCCUUACACAGCCAUCGCUACAGAUCGAGCAAUACCACGAAACGAAACGACGCAAAAUACUUAGUACCCACGGCGACAUGCGCGUUAUGAUGGGAUUUCAAAUACUAAGCAUGUGGGCACAGCUGGGCGAACAUAAACUGCACUUCAUUCCGUCGAUGGUUGGACCGUUCCUAGAGGUGACACUUGUACCAGAACCGGCAUUACGGAAGGCUACUUUUACGGUAUUCUACGAUAUGAUGCAAUGUGAGCAGGUAUCACGUGGCUCAUUCCGGCUGGUGGAAAGCGAACUAAUCGACAAGCUCGACUUACUUAUUAGCGAAAACAAGGGCGAUGACGAAUACCGGGAGCUGUUUAGCACGAUGGAGCAACUGUGUUUAGCUUUGCUGGAACGCGUCCAAACCGAGAAUCCUUCGUGGCGCGAGUCAGGAAUUGCAUUCAUUUCCUCCGUGACCCGGCUGCUGGAACGGCUGCUUGACUACCGAAGCGUCAUACAGGGCGACGAGAAUCGCGACAAGCGUAUGACCUGCACCGUCAACCUGCUCAACUUCUACAACGACGAGAUCAACCGGAAGGAGAUGUACAUCCGGUACAUCUACAAGCUGCUCGAUCUGCAUCUUGGCGCCGAAAACUACGUCGAAGCCGGGCUCACGUUGAGGCUGUACGCCGACAUGCUUUCCUGGGACAGCGAGAACGUGACCGAUGAAUCGAACGGCCCUCGCGAGUGGGAGCAGAAGGAGAAAAUCUACAAAAAUAUCAUCAGCUAUUUCGAUAAGGGCAAAUGCUGGGAAAAAGGCAUCCCACUCUGCAAGGAGUUGGCAGUAUUCUACGAGCGGAAGCGCUUCGAUUACAACCGGCUCAGCGAUGUGCUGGUGCAGGAGGCAAAGUUUUUCCAGAACAUUCUGACUCAGCUGCGCCCCGAACCUGAGUAUUUCCGUGUCGGAUACUACGGCACCGGUUUUCCAUCAUUCGUAAGGAACAAACAAUUCAUCUACCGUGGGUUAGAGUACGAACGCAUCGGUGCAUUCAUACAGCGCCUGCAGACUGAGUUCCCAACGGCGCAGAUUCUGGAUAAGAAGCAGUACCCACCGGAUGGUUCGAUACUGAACUCGCCCGAGCAACGGUUUCACGUCGUGAACGUGCGCCCAAUCGCUGAUCCGUACCACCUGAAGAGCGCUAAAGUAACCGUGCCGGAGAAAAUUUCCAAAUACUACGAGGUGAACGACGUGACACGCUUCCAGUACGAUCGCCCGGUGCACAAGGGCACGGUUGACAAGGACAACGAGUUCAAGUCGCUGUGGAUCGUUAGGACAAUCUACGAGACGUCCCAACCACUGCCGGGUAUUUUGCGAUGGUUCGAGGUUAGCAAGACAUCCGAGCACGAGCUGACACCGGUAGAAUUCGCCUGCGAAACGAUUGCCAACGUGAACAAAGAGCUGUCCGAUCUGAUCGUGCAGUAUCGGUUGGACCCGAAACGGAAUCUCAAUCCGUUUACGAUGCGCCUGCAGGGAUCGGUCGAUGCGAACGUUAACGGUGGCUUCAACAAGUACCAGGACGCGUUCUUUUCGGAGCGUUUUGCCAAAUCCACCGAGGGGCGUGAUCAGAGCGUGCACGUGCAACGGCUAAAACGUUUGAUCUUUGAGCAGAUGCAAAUCCUCCGUCAAGCGCUGGAACUGCAUCGCAGUCUCGCUCCCGAACAGGUGCUGCCGCUGCACAACCGCUUGUCCGAAGCGUUCCUGGAGCUGGAGAAAAGUACGGCCGAGUGGAAGACAAAUAUUACCAUUCCAACGAAACCGUUGCCACCGUUACCGAUCGGCCAGCCGCAGCAGGGCACACCGACGGGUGUGGGUGGUACGGGCAGUAUGAACGGUGGAAAACUGGGCACGACAAUGAACGGUGGGGCCCUGCAGGAGCUAACCUACUUCCCGGAGGACUACGACGGGACGUACAUGUCGGUGAACAAGAAGGCACUCUCACUGUCAGGCAUCGUUCCGAUGACGGCCCUUACGUCUUCUCCGAUACCGCAUAUUCCGCCACGUGACAGCACCGGCGGUGGAGCAGGACCACCUGCAGUUUGUUCGCCUACCGCACCACCGUUGCCACCACGUGGCCAUACGCCGGACAAGCGGAGCUCUAAUCCGAUGCCAUUCACCGAAUACGUUGAACAGCAGCAGUUGCAACAACAGCAGCACAGUUUGCCGGGAAAGAAUCGGUCGAAGAAGUACUCGCUGUAUGAAAUAUCCCUAAACGACUGUGGCAACUACGGUAGCCCGAGAGCACUGAACGAGUAUAGACAAGGGUUUUAUCGUGAUUCGGGCAUUUCCACCAGCACGCAGGAGUUGAACAAUCUGAACAGUGCAUCGCAGGCCGGUGCGGGUGCAAUUGUUGGCUCGCACGGAGAAGGCUGUGUACAGACACCGCAACAACAGCACUACCAUUACCCGGCAUCGGGAACAACUCCGCAUGACGAUUACAAUAUUAUUGCCAACGGUAACACGUUGCCUGCGAUGUCCCAGCCAUCGGUGCGUGGCCACCAGAAGACGAACUCCAAUCCAGAGGCAUACCAGAGCAUUCCAAUGACACAGGCUGUAGGAGUGUCGUCGCCAUCGUCGGGCGGAACAACGGUGGCUCAACCACCGCCACCGAUACCGCCAAAAUCGGCAUCACUACACCAUCAGCAUUCGUUGCCAGUUGCAACGAACAACAAUAACUGCAUCGCUUCCGGCGGUCUGCAGCAUUUACCGGCGCAUGGGGCGCACUAUCAUCACCACCAGCGUAACCAAUCGCUCAACCUAAGCACCAACAGCUCGUCCGACGGCGAGCAGUUGAGUUUGAACGACAUCAGUCCCGCACCGCCGCCAAUGUUUAACGACAACUUUAGCGAUUCGUUCAGCGACGAGUGCGACAAUCCGGCAACCGGUCAGCAAGCUAAAGCAGUGGCUCCUAGCCCAGGGCGCAGUAUCGCAGGAGCCCCAGGAUACGUGCUGAAUGGUGGAUCGAUGUCGUCGGGGGAGGUCCUCGAGAUGGGCUCGAUCACAACGACCACAACAACGACCACCAUCAUUUCCUUGCGGCGGGACGAUGAGGAUGAAAUCUUUUACUAAGCCCAAGGUGUGUCCUUGGCGUCCUUCACCAUCCGCAUCCCUGGGCAUGGUUGAGAGAUAGCAAUAUGGCUGGGUUACUUUGAUAAUGGUCGUAUUCGAUCGAUGCUAGGAUAUGCGCACGUACGGUUGUACGGUAUUAUUUGUGAACAAACGCCACAAAGACCAUUAUACGGUGUGCUCGGGUGGAAAUGUUUAAAUCUAGUUCUAGCGCUCACGAAACAACUUCAUACCAACGAUAACUAUAUUCAGGAGGUGCGCAAUUGUGAACCGGUUCAUAAUACCUGCGAAACUAUUGCAAGCCAUUUGCUCUAUUUAUAUACAACUAUAUACAUACAUGCGCGCUCGUGCAUACGAAUGUUCGAAUGCUCGAAUUUCAGUGCAAUAUAAGUUAGCGACAAACCAAUUCCAUACAGUAAACAUACCUCUAUACAUUUGCUCGUUUUCCCGCCAGUAACGAAAGGAAUCUCUCAAGUAGGAACAGCCGAGAUACAUCGGCUCUCGUCUAGUAGUGAAUAUGUGUAUGCGUGUGUGUGUGUGUCUGUUAAGAGUGAGAAUCUAUUUGCCAAAAAUGAAAAAAAAACUUAGAAUGAAAAAAAAAACUAAAAUUAAGGAGAAAAUGAUAAGAAAAUACUUUUGAGUAAAAAACGAAACAAAAAAAAGAAAGUAAAAAAGAA